UGCAGCCUCGAAUGGAAAGAUGGAGGAAUUGUCCCGUCCCAUGUAACAAUUACUCACUCUAAGCAAGUACAAGUAGAGCCUUGAAAUGGAUCCGACUCACUUCCUCUGUAACUGAUAUGUGACGCAACCUUAUCACUACUGUUGCUGCGCAAGGAAAGGGAAAAAAAAGCCAACUCUGUGGAAUGCAAUGUCAAUCAGGAGCAGCGCUUUGUUUUUGUUUCAAAUAAAUUGCUCCGAUUCAAAUUCAAAGCAAGGCCGUGGUUUUGGAGAAAACAGGAUUAAGACCAACAAAUCUGACAAGGGAUCAACAACUAAACACUCUCGCCCUCUAUCUUCUCAGGCACCCCGUUUAAGUUCACAAGUUGACGGCAAAUCUAGGAACCAGUUUUUGGAUGUUGACUUUGAGGAACGCCUAAAAGCAGUCAAAAGGUCAGCACUCGAGCAGAAGAAGGCAGAGGAGGAAAAAGAAUUUGGAGCAAUUGACUAUGAUGCACCCAUUUCAUCCGACAAUAAGACAAUUGGCUUUGGUACUAAGAUUGGAAUAGGGGCAGCUGUAGUAGUCUUCGGUCUGGUUUUUGCUUUUGGAGAUUUUCUUCCAUCAGGAAGUGUUAGUCCCACUGAAGAGAGUGCUGUGGUCAAUAAUAAGUUGUCCGAGGAGGAUAAAGCUACUCUUCAGAGUAGGCUCAAGGAAUUUGAAGCAACAUUAAGCAAUUCCCCAAGAGAUCCAACUGCUCUUGAAGGAGCUGCAGUAACUUUGGCUGAACUAGGGGAAUAUGCAAGAGCUGCUUCUCUACUUGAUGAUUUGACUAAGGAAAAAUCAAAUGAUGCUGAUGUUUUUCGUCUGCUUGGAGAAGUUAAGUACGAACUCAAAGAUUAUGAAGGGAGUGUUGCGGCAUAUAGAAGCUCAGUGAGGGUAUCCAAAGAUAUCCAAUUUGAAGUUCUCCGUGGCCUUUCCAAUGCAUUACUUGCUGCCAAAAAGCCAGAGGAGGCUGUUCAAUUACUUUUGGCCUAUCGCGAGAAUUCAAGUUCUGAAAACUUGAGCAAAAAUUCUGAUAGCAAACCUUCAGAUUCACAGAAUCUGGAUCCGGUCCAAGUUGAAUUACUUCUAGGGAAAGCCUACUCAGAUUGGGGCCAUGUCAGUGAUGCUGUAGCUGUUUAUGAUCAGCUCAUAUCUACUCACCCUAAUGAUUUUCGUGGAUACUUGGCUAAGGGAAUCAUCCUGAAAGAAAACAAAAAUAUUGGUGAUGCAGAAAGGAUGUUCAUACAAGCUAGGUUCUUUGCGCCAGAUAAAGCAAAAGCACUUGUGGACCGUUAUUCAAGAUGACAAUUUGUAUCCAAAUUAAUCGUGAAGUGGAUUUUUUGGCAUUGCCUCGGUGUCAUCUGCUAUCUCGAGACAAGCAAGUGAUUUGGACAACAUCCCAUCAUCAACUUCAGAACACUUGCAUGAGUCCUCCUCUGGCCACCACAUUGGAAUGACAACAUUCCUAUAAACAAUUUGAAAGUUAAGAAUGAGACUAUAUCUGACAUAGGUAGAAUCUAUAUUUGUAUGGUAGACAACAAGGAGACUAUAUAUGACAGAACUGAACCAAUUAUUUUUUCCUAACUCUACGCAAUUUACUAGAACAAGUUUACACCAAAA
This is a messenger RNA of Cajanus cajan (pigeon pea), 1639 nucleotides long. RefSeq names its product Tetratricopeptide repeat (TPR)-like superfamily protein. Gene Ontology annotation, cellular component: chloroplast thylakoid membrane. Lineage: Eukaryota; Viridiplantae; Streptophyta; Magnoliopsida; Fabales; Fabaceae. The record is from RefSeq and is a predicted model, not a curated record. Gene Ontology annotation, molecular function: protein binding.